AUGGGUCGGCGUCCCGCGCGGUGUUACCGCUAUAUAAAGAAUAAACCAUAUCCAAAGUCGCGUUUUUGUCGUGGCGUUCCCGAUCCAAAAAUACGAAUUUUUGAUUUGGGAAGAAAAAAAGCGAAUUGUGAUGAAUUUCCAUUGUGUGUUCAUUUAAUGUCCAAUGAGCGUGAACAUUUGUCGUCGGAAGCUCUCGAAGCAGCUCGUAUUUGUGCCAAUAAAUAUAUGGUAAAACAUUGUGGUAAAGAUGGCUUCCAUAUGCGUGUUCGUAAACACCCCUAUCAUGUUGUUCGGAUUAAUAAAAUGUUAUCAUGUGCCGGUGCAGAUCGACUGCAAACAGGAAUGCGUGGUGCAUUCGGAAAACCUCAAGGGCUAGUUGCGCGUGUUGACAUUGGUGAUGUUUUAAUCUCAGUACGUGUGCGUGAGCAGCAUGAAGAACAUGCUGUAGAAGCAUUUCGACGAGCUAAAUUCAAGUUUCCUGGUCGGCAGCUUAUUGUUGUUUCUCGUAAAUGGGGUUUCACAAAAUGGAAUAAAGAAGAUUACGAAAAGAUGAGAGAAGAAGGUCGUUUACAGAUGGAUGGAGUCGGCUGCAAGCUUAUUCGUGAGCAUGGUCCUCUUUCUAAGUGGAUACCAAUUACUGGAUAA
Messenger RNA from Dracunculus medinensis (Guinea worm), 645 nucleotides. The record is from the annotation of a GenBank genome assembly. Lineage: Eukaryota; Metazoa; Nematoda; Chromadorea; Rhabditida; Dracunculidae.